AUGCUGCGACCAUGGACGGCGCGGCGACGGUGGGCUCGGUCACUGCAGACGAUGCGGCCAAAGAAGCUGCCGAGGUGGGUGGGCCCGCAGCUCUUAGUGACGGAUCGUGACUGGCGCGGCUAUCAAGCAGAAGUGGAAGCAGAGAACCCUGCCUUGCUACAACUGCGGCUAGCUAUGAGACAGUCUUACUUGGUGCAGGGUGUCUACAGGCGUGCUUUGAGAACGAUGCUGCUGGGGCUGUUGGACAAAGAUAUUUUGGCACAGGCAGCAAGACAGGAGGAUGCUGGCCAGGUGGUCCCUUUUGAGGAUUUGGUGUGCCUCAUCCCAGCAAGCUUGCUCUCAGAAGGUCUCAUCAGUGAGCUGGAGGGCAUGGCACAGGACGUUCACAUUGCUCAGCAGAAGGCCGAAACCAAGCAGCGUGCAUUGGCCAUCGAAGAUGAAGAGGGCGACGAGGAAAAGCAGCCGAAGCGGCGCGUCCUAUGCCGUUCCACCCACGAUAAGACAAAACAGGAACAACAUAAGCAAUACGAGAAGCCCUGGUGA
Molecule: messenger RNA, 543 nt
Organism: Durusdinium trenchii
Lineage: Eukaryota; Dinophyceae; Suessiales; Symbiodiniaceae
Source: the annotation of a GenBank genome assembly